Messenger RNA from Magnolia sinica, 2209 nucleotides. Its product is annotated as pentatricopeptide repeat-containing protein At4g21065-like. The record is from RefSeq and is a predicted model, not a curated record. Gene Ontology annotation, biological process: RNA modification. NCBI's taxonomy places the organism in Eukaryota, Viridiplantae, Streptophyta, Magnoliopsida, Magnoliales, Magnoliaceae. The transcript has a single exon. Gene Ontology annotation, molecular function: RNA binding; protein binding; zinc ion binding. Bases 410 to 2116 code for a protein of 568 amino acids.
CCCAAAAUAAAGCAGUUCCAAAGCUAAGUAGACCACACAACUGGAAACAGUGGGGUUGAAACCUUCCCCAGGGCCCACUAAGAUGUUUACAUGCCAUGCAACCUGUUCAUAAGGUUACACAGACCGGGAUGAAUGGAAAAGGAAAACACAUCCAAAACUAGUGGUCCUCCUUAAGUUUUCGACAGUAGACAUUCAAUCCACACAAUUUCCUGUGGUGUGGUCCACUUGAAUAGUUGCACAUGCUUCAAUUUUGGGCUCGUUCCCUAAAAGAAUCUGGCAAAACAGAUGGACGGCUUGGAUUAAACACAUACAUCAUGGUGGGCCACACGUCCAGCCACCCCGCAAUCUGCGUCCAUAUUAUACACCCCGUCCUCUCUCUCUCUCUCUCUCUCACACACACACACACACAAUGGAAAUCACAACCAUGACCCAUGCCAUGCAACUCCACGCCCAGAUAAUCAAAACGGGAAAAAAUGACGAAAACACCCCUGCACUUAGCAAGCUCUUUACCUUCUCUGCCCUGUCCAUUUCAGGAAACCUCACCUACGCUCGUUCCAUCUACAAUUCCCUGCACAACCCAAACUCCUAUUUCUCCAACACCAUGCUCAGAGCCUACUCAAGAAGCCCAGACCCGAACCAGGCCCUGCUCUUCUUCCUGGCAUUGCAACAAAACCAGCAGCAACAAGACAAAUUCACCUACCCUUUCCUCCUCAAAUCCUGCAGCCAUCUGCGUGCCGUCCAUGAGGGCAAGCAGCUGCAUGCGCUCGUCUGCAAGGCCGGCCUCCAAGCCGACUGCUUCAUUCAGAAUUCCCUCAUCCAUAUGUACUCGAGCUGUGGGGAAUUGGAUAAUGCAACGCGGGUGUUUGACAGAAUGGCCAACAGAGAUGUCAUCUCAUGGACUUCAAUCAUCAACGGCUAUGUUGAUAGUGACCGAUCAGUUGAGGCACUGCAUCUGUUUGAACGGAUGCAAGAUGAUGGUGUUGCACCUAAUGAUGCAACCAUGGUUUCCAUUUUGAGAGCUUGUGCAGAUUCAGGAGCAGUUAGCAUCGGGCAGAGAAUUCAUCAGAUCAUUGAGCGGAACAAGCUCGAUUCAAGGGCUAAUGUUGUUACGGCUCUGAUAGAUAUGUAUGCCAAAUGUGGGUGCAUAGAAAAUGCUCAACAGUUGUUUGAUAAAAUUGUUGCAAAAGAUGUUUUUGCAUGGACAGCAAUGAUUGCUGCCCUUGCCAGCCAUGGGCAGUGUAAAAAGGCAAUCGAUUUGUUCCAUCAAAUGCAAGCGCUCAACAUACCACCAGAUGAGCGGACCAUUACUGGGGUUUUAUCUGCUUGUCGAAAUUCUGGAUGGGUCAGCGAGGGCUACUAUUUUUUCAACAAUAUGGAGAAGAACUUUGGGAUACAGCCCAGGAUUCAACACUAUGGUUGCAUGGUGGAUCUACUUGCACGAACAGGACGUCUAGAUGAAGCAGAGGCGUUCAUCAAAAGGAUGCCAAUUGAACCGGAUGAAGUUCUAUGGCGCAUGCUGAUCUGGGCAUGCAAGAUUCAUGGAGACACCAUUCGUGGUGAACAUUUGAUGAAUCAGCAGCUUCUAAAUAUGGAUUCUAAUGAUAGUGGGAGCUAUGUUCUUCUCGGAAAUGUUUAUGCAUCAGCAGGGAAAUGGCAUGAGAAGGCAAGAGUAAGGAGGUUGAUGACUCAAAGAAGAAAAGAGAAAUCACCAGGGUGUAGUAUGAUUGAGGUAAAUGGAAUUGUACAUGAAUUUGUAGCAGGGGAUUCAGGUCAUCCGGAAGCAGAGAGGAUCUACAGAAAAUUGGAUGAUAUUGCAGAGAAAUUGUGGGUAGAAGGUUACCAACCAAAAUUAUCAGAGGUCUUGCUUGACAUUAAGGAGGAUGAGAAAGCUUCCCAACUGUGGCACCACAGCGAGAAACUAGCUGUUGCAUUUGGGUUAAUCAGCACAAGCCCCGGGACCAAAAUCUUGGUUGUAAAGAACUUGCGGUCUUGUGAGGACUGCCACUCCACAAUGAAAUUCAUCUCUAAGAUCUUUCAGCGGGAGAUAAUCAUCAGGGAUCGAAUUCGAUUCCACCACUUCAAAGAUGGGUUCUGUUCUUGUGGAGAUUACUGGUGACGGAAGGAUGGUUCUAUGCAGAAGGGUUCAAACACUCGAAGAAAAUUUGAGAGCUUAGAAGAUCUCAAUUGCUCAAACAGCAGAGAGGAAUUU